Hevea brasiliensis (rubber tree) is the source of this 2164-nucleotide messenger RNA. RefSeq names its product exocyst complex component EXO70H1. NCBI's taxonomy places the organism in Eukaryota, Viridiplantae, Streptophyta, Magnoliopsida, Malpighiales, Euphorbiaceae. Gene Ontology annotation, biological process: exocytosis. The transcript has a single exon. The coding region runs from base 124 to 2010 and encodes 628 amino acids. Gene Ontology annotation, molecular function: phosphatidylinositol-4,5-bisphosphate binding. Gene Ontology annotation, cellular component: exocyst. The record is from RefSeq and is a predicted model, not a curated record.
UCCUCCGCACAAACCAUUAGUAUUCUGUCUCACUCAACUUCCCUUCUCUCUCUCUCUCUCUCUCUCUCUCCUCCCUCUCUAAAAUAUUCAUCAAAUUAAAUUACUUUAAUCUUGAAGCUCUAUAUGCCUAGAAAAGGUAUGAGGACGGUAUUCUUCAAUCCGUCUACUUCAUCUUCUCCAAUGCGAUCACAACCGCAUCGCCAUACCUUCUCUGAUACAUUAGUGGAUGAGAACAUAGACAAUGCCAAUAUACUUAUUUACAAAUGGGAUUCUGAUUCCAAUACCAACUACUGCUCCAUCGCUUCUCUUUUCACUGACAAUCGCCAAGAAGCCAAGCAAUACCUCAACUCUAUCAAACAACUACAGUCUGCAAUGCAAUAUUACGUCACUGAAAACUCUGCCUCUGAAAAGCUCGUCCGAGCUCAAAAUCUUAUGCAAAUUGCUAUGAAACGACUCGAGAAGGAGUUCUACCAAAUCUUGAAGUCUAACCGAGACUAUCUUGACCCGGAAUCAGUGUCUACUCACUCUUCUAGAGCGUCCAGGUCCAGUGUUUCAGAUUUUGAAGAUGAAUCCGAGGAUGAGUCCUCACGACAUGGUGACUCUGUUUCUGAAGUGGAGCGAAUCUCUUUGGCAGCCAUGGCGGAUUUGAAGGCGAUUGCUGAUUGCAUGAUUGGUUCUGGUUAUGGAAAAGAGUGCGUCAAAAUUUAUAAAAUUGUUCGAAAAUCGAUUGUUGAUGAGGCUCUCUAUCAUCUUGGAGUGGAGAGAUUGAAUUUCUCGCAGAUUCAGAAGAUGGAUUGGGAGGUACUGGAAUUGAAAAUCAAGAGCUGGUUAAAUGCAGUGAAGGUGGCGGUUAAAACGUUGUUCAAUGGAGAGAGGAUUCUCUGUGACAAUGUCUUCUCUGCUUCUGUUGCGAUAAAAGAGUCUUGCUUUGCCGAUAUAACAAGAGAAGGCGCCUUGACCCUGUUUGGAUUCCCGGAAAGUGUAGCCAAGUGCAAGAAAACUCCAGAGAAAAUGUUUCGCACUCUCGACCUCUACGAAGCAAUCGCUGAUCUCUGGCCAGAGAUUGAGUCCAUUUUCAACUUUGACUCAACCUCCACCGUCCGUUCACAGGCCGUUAGCUCCCUAAUCCGGCUCGGCGAGGCUGUGCGUACUAUGCUAACGGACUUCGAAUCGGCUAUUUCGAAAGAAAAUUCCAAAAAGCUAGUUCCUGGAGGGGGGGUCCACCCGCUUACGCGUUAUGUAAUGAACUACAUUGCUUUCUUAGCCGAUUACGGCGGUAUCCUAUCCGAUAUAGUCGCCGAUUGGCCAUUAACGAUGUCAUCUCCUUUGCCAGAAUCUUAUUUUGGAAGCCCCGAGCCCGAAGAUGGCACAUCCUCGGCGAUUUCUGUACGGUUUGCUUGGCUCAUCCUCGUUUUACUCUGCAAACUCGACGGCAAGGCUGAGCUUUACAAGGACGUGUCUCUAUCAUAUCUGUUUCUUGCUAAUAAUCUCCAAUACGUGGUUAACAAAGUCCAAAAAUCAAGCUUAAAAUUCCUUAUCGGCGAUGACUGGAUCACGAAACACGAGGCUAAGGUGAAACAGUACGCACUGAAUUACGAGCGCAUGGUGUGGAGCAAGGUUUUCUCUUCGUUGCCAGAGAAUUUAGCGUCGGGGAUGACGAUUCACGAAGCGGCAGAGUGUUUCAAGAGAUUUAACUCCGCUUUCGAGGAGGCAUACAAGAAGCAAAGUUCGUGGGUGGUGCCGGACGCUAAAUUAAGAGACGAGAUUAAAGUAUCGGCGGCGAAGAAGCUGGUGCUGGUAUAUCGGGAGUUUCACGACAAGUAUCGUGAGGUAGUAAGGAGGGAAAUUGGAAGCAUAAGUCAUGUCAAAUUUACCCCUGAUGAUUUGGGGAAUUACUUGUCGGAUUUGUUCUUUGGGAACAACGGUGGUUCCGGAAGUAUUUCGUCGGCUUCAUCAACGUCGUCGUUUUCUUCAUCGUCGGGUCAAUCCCGAGGUGGGAAAAGCCGUUGAUGCCGCUGUGGAAUCAUUUAGGCGCGUAAAUUUAAAAAAAUAGAAAAAAAAAGAAUAAAGACAAAGGAGCGUGUACAUUUUGGAGCAUAGGACCGUUGAGAUACCGUAACGGCAUACUUAAAUAAUAAAAAUUUAUUUUAUUUUUUAUUUAAAA